Perognathus longimembris pacificus (Pacific pocket mouse) is the source of this 763-nucleotide messenger RNA. It is a transcript of the gene Sptssb, whose product is annotated as serine palmitoyltransferase small subunit B. The record is from RefSeq and is a predicted model, not a curated record. Lineage: Eukaryota; Metazoa; Chordata; Mammalia; Rodentia; Heteromyidae. Gene Ontology annotation, molecular function: serine C-palmitoyltransferase activity. Bases 26 to 322 code for a protein of 98 amino acids. The transcript has a single exon. Gene Ontology annotation, biological process: endoplasmic reticulum organization; ceramide biosynthetic process. Gene Ontology annotation, cellular component: serine palmitoyltransferase complex.
AAGCCAAGUCUGCAUUUAGCAAUUUAUGUUACUUUGCAUCUCUUUUCUUCCCGAACAGCCGAGACUCCCUACCGCUCGAAGGUGGUUGACCAUGGAUUUCAAGCGCGUGAAGGAUUACCUUGCAUGGCUCUAUUUCCAGUACCAGAUCAUCAGCUGCUGUUCGGUGAUGGAGCCCUGGGAAAAGUCAAUGUUCAACACCAUCUUGUUCUCCGUGUUAGCCAUGGUAGUGUACACUGCCUACGUCUUCAUCCCCAUCCACAUUCGCCUGGCUUGGGAGUUUUUCUCCAAAUUUUCUGGCUCUCACAAUCCAGUUUCCAGCUGAUCCCAUUUGCCAAUUCAUGUUGCUCACCGCCACCAUCUUUCCACAGCCACAUGCUUCCUGCCCUGCUCUUUCUUCUGUGCGCACUCUUUGGCAGCACACCUGCAGCUGCAACCAGGUGUCUGCCUCAUUUCUUUUGCACAUGCUACCUUGUGCCUGGGGCCCUGGAAAAAUACAAUGACUUUACCUCACCUCCCACAUUCUUUCAAUUCAAAUCUAUGCCUUUCAAUUUCUUUCUGAGUCAGGAGAGGUUCCCUAGAAGAAUCUUCUGGAAAAUUGAUUCAUGAGAAACCUACCAAGCUCAUAGUUAAAACACUCCCAAUAUCUACUCUCUACUCAAGGAUGUAGUACAAGGAAAUAAUUUCUUUGGAGGUGUCUGUUAAAACUCUCCUACUCUUGUUUACAAUGUAUAGUAUAAGGUGUGAAUAAAUUAUAUGAAACCCA